AUGUCAUACCAGGGUCCGCCAGGGUAUGGGAAUGGAUACCCUCCCGUAUAUGGCCAUCAUGGAAAUUAUAAUGACGGGCCGCCGCAGGGCGCGUAUCUUCCACACCCCGAACAACAAACGGCACCAUCACCUGGUGCAUACACUCAAGGACGGAUAAGCAUGCAACAACUCCAGGCAAUGCAGGCACAGAACGAAGCAGCAUAUUAUCAACAGAGUCAAUAUGGGCAAGCUCCUUAUGUCCAUAACCAGCAGCCCGCUUACUACCAGCCUCCACCUCCUCCACCUCAGCAGCCGCAGUCAUACGCUCAGUACAUAGACCCACGGCAACCACAAUAUGCUCCUGUCCAGAGCUACCCGACUCAAUAUGAUGGAUCUUAUGACGAACUUAGCCUUCCGGCACCCAUGCCACAGAUGCAGCAACAACCCCGACCACAAGACAACGCACAAAUUACCCAUAAUCCUAUGCCGCCGGUGGUGAAGAAGCACAAGCCGCCUGUUCUCCCACCUGUGGACCCGUAUUCACUAUUACCUGCGCUGGCGGAGGAGUAUUUUGCGGCUGCACAUGAUGUGGGACUUGAAACAGCUCAGCGCAUGGAUGCGAAUGCCGUGAUCAGCUACCAGAAGAUGAUUGCAACAGGGUUAGGCUGCCUUGAGGUAGCUCUAAACAGUGGAAGACUUGAGCCUAGGCUCGAGGCAAAGAUACGUUUACGGUACGCAGGCGUAUUGUUGGAGGAUACGGACAACGUGAUGGAGGCAGAAACCGCUCUGAGCAAAGGAAUCACGCUUUGCGAACAGAACCGCUAUUUUGACCUGAAGUAUAACAUGCAAGUACUACUGGCCAAACUCAUGUUCACCAAAAGCCCAAAGGCGGCGCUGAAAGCGUUGGAUGGCUAUAUCAAGGAUGUUGAAGCCUACCAACACCACUCCUGGAUUUACGUCUUCCGUUUCUUGAAAGCGACUCUUGCUCUGCAGUCCGGUCGCAGCUCAGACGCAAACUCGGCGUUGCAAACACUUCGUAGUAUAUCUAGUAUCGCCAAGGACCGCGGCGAUCACGCUAUUGUGACCAUUGCUUCCCUCGUGGACGCACUCGCCUCCCUCCAUAUGCCUUCUUCGGGGUCUAUUGAAAGCAUCGACCGGGCGCUUGCGACCGUGAAUAUGUACCAGUUAGAUCCUGAGUGCGCAAUACCGCCGUUACAAGCGCUUGGGCACAUUGUAGAUACUACUGCGAGCCUAACCAACUCUUCUUCAGACAAGACAAUGCCCAAACUGAAGGCCAUGCAGGAUAUGAUAAAUAAUGCAUUUACAGACUCAGAAGAAUGGAAUAGGUCUACCGAUGCGAUGAAAUUACCUAUAAAUAGAGGUCGUGGUGAUGCACAUAUCUCAAGUCAAGAUACGUCGGGUGUGUUGAAACUGGGCCAUGAUGGGAGAGAUAUGCUUCUCGUUACUUUAAUGGGCAAGUCGGACGUCUUCAUCUUGUGCCAUCUAUUGACGGGAAUCAUACGUCUCCACGUAUCAGCUGUGGAUGGCUCAGCACUUAAAUACCUUCGGCAAGGGUUGCAGAGGAGUCUCGACAUGAAAACGAUUAAGUACUCUGGGUCUUUACCGGGCGCUUUGGCAAAGAUUCGCUGGCGCGGGAUGAUAGCCUGCUACUUCUACAUCUACAUGGUGUUCUGCUCCAUCUCCACCACGGAUUGGACGACUGCCAAGGCGAACCUAGACGCGUUUGAGGUUGCCAUUAGCGAUAUGGGCGCUUCUGUGGAGCCAGUAAUUGUGCAGCUAUACAUUUACUUGUCGGCCAUGUAUUUUCAGGGCACCGGCGACCUCCAACGGGCAUUAGAGUUGUACAGGAGUGACGAAUUCACACUACCUAAGCUAGACGACAUCGCACGCUCGCCAGAAGAACAUGUUCGGCGAGAAUUGUCUGUCCUCGCGGCAAUGAACUCGCUGUGGAUAAUGCAGUGCGACCCGCAAGUUGAUCUCGAGCAGAACGCGGGUCUGCUUGCGAUGCUAGAGCCUUGGGGUGCAAAUAACGCCAACAAGGAGAUAGAAGCUGUUUAUAACCUCCUCCGGGCCUCCGUGGAGACCAGGCCGGCAACCACACAGACACAGUCAAAAGCAUACAUACGAGCCGCCAUGGAAGUGGCGAGGAACAUGAAGAACGUGCACCUCAUCUGCGUGGUGCUUAAUCUGAUGUGCGAGAAGUACUUUGGCGGGAUCGUUGGAGACCAGGCCGAGAAAAGUGCCGUAGCCGCGUCGACGCAGGCGAAGAAGAGUGGGAAUUUGCUGUGGAUGAGCACCGCGGAAGGCUUGCUAGCUCGCAGCUUUGAGAUCCAGGGCAAGACGCGCGAGGCGCAGACGUCCCUGGCUGAGGCGGUUCGGCUUGCUAAUUUGGCUGUGCAAUCGCCGCCUUGA
Molecule: messenger RNA, 2412 nt
Organism: Pseudogymnoascus destructans
Lineage: Eukaryota; Fungi; Ascomycota; Leotiomycetes; Thelebolales; Thelebolaceae
Exons: 3
Coding region: 1-2412 (803 amino acids)
Biological process (GO): mitotic sister chromatid cohesion; maintenance of mitotic sister chromatid cohesion
Cellular component (GO): SMC loading complex; chromatin
Molecular function (GO): double-stranded DNA binding
Source: RefSeq, a predicted model, not a curated record